Molecule: messenger RNA, 7710 nt
Organism: Pollicipes pollicipes
Lineage: Eukaryota; Metazoa; Arthropoda; Thecostraca; Pollicipedomorpha; Pollicipedidae
Product: protocadherin Fat 1
Exons: 40
Coding region: 1-7710 (2569 amino acids)
Biological process (GO): multicellular organism development; cell migration; homophilic cell-cell adhesion
Cellular component (GO): plasma membrane; catenin complex
Molecular function (GO): calcium ion binding; beta-catenin binding; cadherin binding
Source: RefSeq, a predicted model, not a curated record
AUGGUCUUCUCUCCUUCUUCCGCAGGCAUCUACACGAGGGACGUGCUGGACCGGGAGACCCAGUCCAGCUACUGGCUGACCGUGUACGCCAAGGACUCCGGCGCCGUCCCGCUGUCGGCGCGACUGGAGGUCUACAUAGAGGUGGAGGACGAGAACGACAACUACCCGCUGACGUCUGAGCCGGUGUACCGGGCCGAGGUGUUGGAGAACUCCGCCUCGGGCACGCGGGUCACCAGGGUCACGGCCUCAGACCGGGAUGGAGCCGGCCCACUGCGCUACCGCAUAGCCGGCGGUAACCCGCAGAGUCUCUUCAGCAUGGACCCGGACACAGGCAUCAUCACCACCACCGAACGGACCCUGGACCGGGAGACCCGCGCCGCGUACACGCUGGAGGUGACGGUGUCGGACUGGGGAGCACCGGCCCUGACCUCCACGGCCCGGGUCAUGGUCACCGUGCUGGACGAGAACGACUCGCCCCCGGUGUUCUCUGAGCGGCUCUACCGGGUCCAGGUGCCGCUGGGACCGGCGCUCAGUCGGCCCAACGCCUCCAUCUUCCAGGUGAUUGCGCACGACGAGGACGCCGGCGUGAACGCCGAGCUGCGCUACUCGAUCGUGUCGACGGACGGCCUGCGUCUGACCAUCGAGCCGCGGCUGGGCCAGCUGCGGCUGCCGACGGACGGGGCGCCCAUCGCCGCCGGCAAACACCAGCUGACCGUGCGGGCGACGGACGGCGGCAAGCCGGUGCGCUCGUCGGUGGCGCGGGUGCUGCUCACCGUGCUGGAGGAGGGGCCGCCGCCGCCCCACCCGCCCCGGGUGGACCUGCCUGAACGGGCCGUCCAGGUGUUCGAGACGGACCCGGUCGGCCACCUCGUCAUCCUGGCCACUGCCAACGCCUCGCUGCUCUUCAGUAUCGCUGGCGGCAACACCGGAGGCAGCUUCAGCGUCAACAGCCAGGGCGGCAUCGUGAUCGCCCGCCCGCUGGACUGGGAGACAACGGCCGAGUACACGCUGAACGUGUCCGCCACGGACGGACACCACGUGGUCUUCACGCCGCUGCGGAUCACAGUGCUGGACGUGAACGACCGGGAUCCGGCGUUCGAGCGCGCCCUGUACGCCGUGAACGUGUCGGAGGCGGCCGAGCCGGGUGACCGGCUACUGACGGUGAGCGCCGCCGACCCGGACGGCGAGGCGCUGCUCUACUACGGACUGGAGGCGGCGCAGAGCGACCGCUCUCUCCGUCUGUUCAGCAUCGACCCCAUGACCGGCCAGGUCACCGUGGCCGGACGACUGGACAGGGAGACGGAGCACGAGCACGUGCUGACGGUGUCGGUGCGGGACCAGGGCACGCCGGCGCGCCGUGACUACGCCCGCCUGCUGGUGCACGUGCAGGACGAGAAUGACCACCGCCCGCAGUUCCUCAGCGACCUGGUGGUGGGCCAGGUGCACGAGACGGCGCCGGUCGGCUGGCAGGUGGUCACCGUGCUGGCCACCGACCGCGACCAUGGCCAGAACGCCCGCAUCACCUACUCCAUACUGUCAGGUAACGUGGACAACGCGUUCGCGGUGGACCCGGUGCUGGGCACCAUCUCGGUGGCCACCGGGCUGGACCAGCGGCGCGCCAGCGAGUACAUCCUAACGGUGCGCGCCAGCGACGCCGGCCGGCCGCCGCUGCACGGCGACGUCCACGUCAACGUGCUCGUCACGCUGCCCGACAACGCGCCGCCCCGCUUCGAGAAGGCAGAGUACGGCGCUGAGGUGGAGGAGGACAGGCCCCAGGGCUCCCACGUGCUGGACGUGGUGGCCCACUGCCGGACUUCAGUGACCUACCGUCUGGUGGGAGGCAAUGAGGACGGCUCGUUCCUGCUGAACCCUGGCGCCGGGGUGCUCACCGUCAGCGAGAGACUCGACUACGAGCGCCGCACCUGGUACAACCUGUCCAUACAAGCCGUCAGCAUGGUGGGCGAGGUGGCCCACACGAGCGUCAUCGUGCACGUGCUGGACGUAAACGACAACCGUCCGCGGCUGGCGCGGCCACGUUACGCCGGCCGGGUGCGCGAGUCGGCGCCGGUCGGCUCGGCCGUGCUGGCCGACGACGGCCGGCCGCUGGUGGUGGCCGCUGUUGACCUGGACGACAACAGCAACGGCCGGCUGCUGUUCAGCAUCGUGGAGACGGCCGCCCGCCAGUUCCUGCAGAUCGACCCCGACUCCGGUGCUCUGAGGACGGCCGGCGCGCUGGACCACGAGAGCCGGUCCCAGCUGGAGUUCACGGUGGACGUCUGGGACCGCGGUCAGCCCCGUCUGCAGGCGGCCAGGCCGGCCCGCGUCACCGUCGCCGUGCUCGACGUCAACGAUGAGCCGCCCCGCUUCGCGCACGCGCAGUACAACUUCACCGUGCUGACGCCCAGCUACGACGGCGUGGAGGUCGGCACCGUGCAGGCCUCCGACCCGGACACGCAGAACAUCAGCUACUCGCUGACGGGCGCCGACGCGGCGCUGUUCUCGCUGGCCGCCGACACGGGCUCGCUGCGCCUGCUGCGCGGUGAGACGGUGCCGCCGCUGGCCAACGUGACCGUGCACGCGUCGGACGGGCCGCACCGCGCCGCCGCCCUGGUGCUGGUGCGCAGCCGCCAGGUGGCCAGUCGUGGCCUGGUGUUCUCCAGCGACCAGUUCUACGGCACCGUGCGCGAGAACACGACUCGCGUCGACAUCGUGGCCUCGCUGUCCGUGCGGGGCAACCAGCUGAUGGAGCACCUCGCCUUCCGCAUCCUCAACCCCUCCGAGUACUUCAGCAUCAGCGAGACGGCUGGCGUGGUGCGCACCACGGGUGUGGCGCUGGACCGGGAGCAGCAGGAGCAGCACGUGCUGGCCGUAGAGGUGCGCAGCGACAGGGACGGCCGGGUGGCGCACACGCUGCUGCACGUGACCGUCAUGGACGACAACGACAACCGGCCCGUGUUCGUCAACCAGCCGUAUCACGCCGUCGUGCCCGUCGAGGCCACCGUCGGAGCUCCUGUCACCAAGGUGACGGCGAUCGACGCUGACCUGGGCGACAACGGCCGGGUGCACUAUGACCUGCUGCGGGGCAACGGUGACCUGUUCGCGGUGGACCUGCUGAGCGGGGCUGUGACGCUGCGCCGCUCGCCGCGCGGCCUCGACACCGCCUUCAGGCUGGUCGUCACUGCCUACGACGGAGGCUCGCCUCCCCUCUCCUCGGAGGCGGAGGUAUUGGUGACAACCGUGGACGGCAGUCAGCCCCGCUUCUCCCAGCCACACUACUGGGCCCGCGUGGCCGAGUCGGCCGAGCGGCGCACGCCCGUGCUGACGCUGGAGGCGGACGCCCCGUCCGCCUCCAGCCUGGUGUUCCAGCUCACAGAGCCGGCCGUCGACUCCAUGUUCGCCGUAGACUUCACCACCGGCGUUCUGUACGUGGCUGGUGAGCUGGACUACGAGACCCGGCCGCGCUACGAGCUGAUGGUGUCGGCCACGGACCGGGUCACGGGGUCAGUGACCUCUGUGCCGGUCACGGUGAACGUCACGGACGUCAACGACAACGCGCCUCAGUUCGAGCGGUCGGUUUACAACGUGACGGCCAGCGAGGCGGCCCACCCCGGCCUGAAGCUGCUGCACGUGAAGGUCACGGACCGGGACCAGGAGGACGACCAGCCGCUAAGCUUCCGUGUCCAGGAGGCGGACGGCUCGGAGAGCUUCCUGUUCCACAUGACGUCCGACGGCUCCCUGGCCGUCACCAGCUACCUGGACUUCGAGCAGCGGCCGCUGCACCAGCUGGUGAUGACCGUCUCCGACGACGGCUCGCCGCCGCUCACCGGCACCGCGCUGCUCACCGUCAACGUGGAGGACGUGAACGACAACGUGCCGGUGUUCGACCGAGCCAGCUACGCGUGCGAGCUGACGGAGCUGCCGUCGCGAGGACAGUUUGUCACCAUGGUGAAGGCGCACGACCCGGACCCCACCGACCAGCUCGUCUACCGCAUCGCUGACGGCAACGACCGCCAGCUGUUCUACAUCAACAGGCGCACAGGCGUCAUCACGGUGGCCAAUAUCCGGGCGUUCGACGAGUCGCCCCAGUACCAGCUGAACAUAACCGCCGCCGACGGUAUUCACCACACCUACGUGCCCCUGACGGUCCGACUGAUGCCCGCUAACAAGCAUGCGCCCGCAUUUGAAAAGGUCGCCUACGAGGUGGACCUGAGUGAAGACGUGGCCAGUGGCACUCCGGUGGCCCAGGUCAAGGCGUAUGACCCAGACAGGGGUCCCCUGGGUCAGGUGGUGUACAGCAUUCCCUCCGAUCGAUGGAGAGAAGUAUUCAGCAUCAACGCUUCAACCGGCGUGAUCAGCACCCGUCAGCGACUGGACCGUGAGACGGAGCCGGUGCUGGAGCUGCCCGUGUGGGCCACGGACGGUGGUCACCGGUCGGAUCACACCACAGUCAAGGUCCGGCUGUCGGACGUCAACGACAACGCGCCCCGCUUCCAGCUGGCUCAGUACCGGGCCGUCGUGGCGGCCAACCUCACGGCCGGAGACGUCGUCUGCAAGGUGACGGCGUACGACUCGGACGAAGGAGACAACGCCAGAAUCGCGUACAGCAUCUUCGAGACGGAGGUGUCGGACAUCAGGAAGGCCUUGGAUAUCGACUCGGAGACGGGAGAGAUCAUUCUGAUGCAGCAACCAAACCAGCUUGAGAGUCCGGUAUACCAGUUGUUCGUGCGGGCGACAGAUGGCGGCAGUGAGCGGCUGGUGGCCGACGUCCCGGUGGACGUGGUCGUGUUGCCAGACAGCGAGGGCAUGCCCGUGUUUGACCCGCUGCUGUCGGGGCCACAGGGCGUGUUUCUCACCGAGAGUGACCCAGUUGGUACCCGCAUCACGUCAGUCCGGGUCCGCGGCGGCGGUACGGUGACGUACUCGGUGGCCUCGAUCCACGAGAUGCCGUCAGCGGACAUGUUUGAAGUGGACGCGGACGGACAGCUGGUCCUGGCCAAGAGUCUCGACCGGGAGGCCGUGGACAGGUACAACAUCACGAUCGCAGCUCAGACCGAUUCUCUACCGCCGCUGGUCGCCUACUCCCACCUGAUGUUGUCUGUGAUGGACGACAACGACAACGAUCCCGUGUUUGACGCAGACGUGUACCGCGGUACCGUCAGAGAGGGUCUGCCGGCCGGUACCAGGGCUCUGCAGGUGUCGGCGGUCGACCCGGACGUGGGUGCCAACGGCCAGGUGCGCUACCAGCUGCACGCCGACUCUAGCCACCUGCACGCACUGCUGGCGGUGGACGAACGGUCUGGCUGGGUGACCACGCUGCGGCCGCUGGACCGCGAGACGACAGACACCUACCGGCUGAUGGUGGUGGCCGCCGACGGAGGGUCGCCUCGUCGCUCGUCCACGGCCAGUCUGGUGAUCUCGGUGGCCGACUACAACGACUCGCCGCCCGUGUUCGCUCAGCAGCGGUACGCGGCCGUCGUUAAUGAGGACGCCCUGCCGCGCACCUCCAUCAUGAGCCUGACGACCGAUGACGCCGACUUGCUCUCGGCGCCCGUCCACUUCUACAUCACCGACGGAGACCCGCACGCCCGCUUCGAGAUUGUGACGAGCGGCGCCAACAGCGGCGAGCUGUUCGUGCUAAACGCCUUGGACCGUGAGACCGUGCCCAGCUACGACCUGACGGUGACAGCCACCGACGGCUCUCUGGUGGCCACCACCCGGCUACACCUGGAUGUGCUCGACGCCAACGACAACCCACCCGUGUGUGAGGAGGAGGAGUACGCGGUCACGCUCAGCGAGGCGGCCCCUCCCCACCACGUGCUGACCGUCCGGGCUCAUGACCUGGACGACAGCAGGAACGGUCGGCUCCGGUACUACCUGACCGGCGGCGGCGCCGACGACUUCGCCAUCGACCCGGCUCUAGGUCACGUGCGCGUGUCGGGCUCGCUGGACCGCGAGUCCCGGCCCGUCUACCGCCUGACGGCGCACGUGCAGGACCGCGGCCGCGCCGAGUGGGAGUGCACCAGCGUGCUGACUGUCACACUGGAGGACGUCAACGACUGCGCGCCCAGCUUCGCCCCGCCCGUGCUGUCGCUGACGGUGCCCGAGGACACGGCCGUCGGCACCAUCCUGGGACGGCUGGACGUCCGUGAUGAUGACCUGGGCCUGUCGGCCGAACUGGAGUACAGUCUGGUGGAGGAGGACGACGACGAUGCCCGGCUGCUGCUGGACCCGAGGACGGGCGUGCUGACUCUGGGACGGCCGCUGGACCGGGAACAGCAGGCCAUGUUCAACAUCAGCGUGCGAGCCACGGAUGGCGGCACACCCCAGCUGUCCAGCACCGCCACAGUCAUACUGCUAGUGCAGGACGUGAACGACAACGCGCCCGAGUUUACCAAGAAGUUGUACCACGCGACGGCAUUGGAAAACACCACUGUUGGGACAGAGGUUCUCAAACUUCUGGCCACCUCGAGGGACUCUGGUGUCAAUGCCGAGAUCAGCUACAGCAUCAUUGGCGGCAACGAACACAACAUGUUCCAGAUCAACCCUAAAACAGGUAUUGUGUCGGUGAUGUCCGAGCUGGACUUUGAGCGAGCCAGAGAGUACAUGGUGACGGUGGAGGCCCGGGACGGCGGCAUUCCGCCGCUCAGCAACCACGCCACCGUCAACAUCACCGUGCUCGACUGCAACGACAACGCGCCGGUGUUCGGGCAGGAGGUGUACAGCGCUGUUAUCCGCGAGGAUGUGGCCACAGGAGAGCGCCUUCUGCAGGUGCACGCGGCUGACCUGGACUCGGGCGCCAACGCUCGGGUGCGUUACUCGGUGACCGGCGGUGACCAGCACAGCCAGUUUGCCAUGGACGCCGACUCGGGCUACCUCUAUGUCGCCACGCAGCUCGACAGAGAAAUGGUGUCCAGCUACAGUCUGGAUGUGACGGCGACGGAUGGCGGCGAUCCCUCGCUCAGCUCCUCCGCCCAGAUCAACGUCCACGUCAGCGACGCCAACGACAACCCGCCAGUCUUCUCUCAGUCUCGCUACAGCGCCAUUAUUCAGGAGGAUAAGCCUCCCGGCCACCCGAUGCUGCUGUUCUCUGUGACGGAUGCUGACGAGGAUCCGAACGCCGGCCCGUUCACGUUCGAGGUGGCCGAGGGCAAUGGCGGCAACUGGUUUGUGAUCACGGCCGGCGGACAGUUGCGCACGGCCGCCAAGUUUGACCACCGGCUGCGCAACUCGUACAAGCUGCUGGUGCGCGUCUACGACAACGGUGAUGACGUGCGCUUCUCCGAGACCUGGGUCGACGUCAAGAUAAUCGAGGAGCCGCAGUACCCGCCGGUGCUGAUCCCGCUGCACGUGUCGAUCCAGUCGUACCAGGACAGCUUCCCGGGCGCCGUGGUGGGUCGCGUGCACGCCUCCGACCAGGACCCGUACGACCGGCUGCAGUUCGGCCUGGUGGCCGGCCAGGCCGGCCUCGAGCGCCUGUUCGAGCUGGACCCGGACGACGGCUCGCUGGUGACGCUGGCCGGCAUUGACGCCGGACUGUACCGGCUGAACGUGUCCGUGACGGACGGCAAGUUCACCAGCCACACGGCCGUUACGGUGGACGUGAGCGAAAUCACGGACCAAAUGGCGCGUCACGCCGUCUCCGUGACGCUGGCCAGCCUCACGCCGCGGGCGUUCGUGCUGAGCUACAUGAAGCCGUUCCGGACGUGCUGA